Callorhinus ursinus (northern fur seal) is the source of this 456-nucleotide messenger RNA. RefSeq names its product secretoglobin family 1D member 2 (gene SCGB1D2). The record is from RefSeq and is a predicted model, not a curated record. NCBI's taxonomy places the organism in Eukaryota, Metazoa, Chordata, Mammalia, Carnivora, Otariidae.
AGGUAUAAGUAGCUCUGGGCUCCCCAGUCUCCUGAAUUCAGCUCCUAAUUGCUCACCUUUCAAUAAAGCUGAAAACUCAAAGGAAAAUACAAAAUGAGGUUGUUCCUGAGUGUCCUGCUGGUCAUUCUGGCUCUUUACUGCUAUGAGGCCAAUGCGUUUACCUGCCCAGCCUUAGUAGAGGAUACGUUGAGCUUUCUCUUUCAAAAUGCAGCUAUCUACAAGAAAACACGUGAGAAAUAUAACCUACCCCAAGACGCCAUUCAGGCCAAGUUGGAAGUGAAGGAUUGCACAGAUAAGAUAUUCCUUGGGAAUAGAAUUCUAAUUGCAAACACACUGGGGGAAAUCCUGAAAAAAUGCUUCAUAUGAACCUUAUAUACAGUAUGUCUUGCAAUGAUCACUUAUUCUUCUGGAAAAUGUAAAGGUUUCAACAUCUUGCUUCAAUAAAUCACUUGUUCU